AUGGCAUUGAAUAUGGGCUCGAAGUUCCUUCUACUUAAGCUAGAUUCAAAGGUGGUUCUAACCUGGCUGACAAAUAACACUAUGAAUUACCCUACUAAUAUGAUGCCUUUGAUUUGUGAUUGCAAGAACCUCUUGGAUCAGGAGUGGGAGGUGCAUGUGCAUCACGUGUACCGUGAGGCAAAUGGAUGUGCUGAUGCUCUGGCGAAGCGGGGGACUCGCCAAUGGAAUCUGAUGGCUAUGUAUAGUGAAUGUCCCGAUUUUGUUGAUGUAUCAUAUGGUAGGGACUUGAUUGGCCUGGGGGAAACUAGACUAUGCGCCCCAGGCACAGGUGUUGGUGUUGUAUGA
Quercus lobata is the source of this 345-nucleotide messenger RNA. RefSeq lists its product as uncharacterized. Gene Ontology annotation, molecular function: nucleic acid binding; RNA-DNA hybrid ribonuclease activity. Bases 1 to 345 code for a protein of 114 amino acids. The transcript has a single exon. NCBI's taxonomy places the organism in Eukaryota, Viridiplantae, Streptophyta, Magnoliopsida, Fagales, Fagaceae. The record is from RefSeq and is a predicted model, not a curated record.